Galdieria sulphuraria is the source of this 748-nucleotide messenger RNA. RefSeq names its product CCCH-type zinc finger-containing protein. Lineage: Eukaryota; Rhodophyta; Bangiophyceae; Galdieriales; Galdieriaceae. The record is from RefSeq and is a predicted model, not a curated record. Bases 26 to 700 code for a protein of 224 amino acids. The transcript has 2 exons. Gene Ontology annotation, molecular function: RNA binding; metal ion binding.
UUUGAUUACUUUUGGCAAAGUGCUUAUGGCGACGAAGACAUCUUUUGAUCCGGCUCCUAUUGGAAACCAGAUCUUUGCCUUUGAAAGAAUAAACAAUUUUGAUAAACAGAUUGAAGAAGACUUCAACUCUCCUGGGACUAGUACUGACCUUUGUCCUUUGUUUUUUUCAAAAAGUGGGUGCAAAAAGGGUUCUUGGUGUCAAUAUCGCCAUGCGAGAAACGAUCGACUUAUAGUUUGCAAACAUUGGUUGAGAGGACUGUGUAAGAAAGCUGAAUAUUGUGAAUAUUUACAUGAAUAUGACAUGUCUAAAAUGCCUGAGUGCUACUUUUUUUCAAAGUUUGGUGAGUGUAGUAAUACAGAGUGUUUGUACAGACACGUCGACCCCGAAUCUAGAAGAAACGAAUGUCCAUACUAUGCUCGUGGUUUUUGCCGACACGGUGCGAAGUGCAGAUAUCGUCAUAUCAAGAAAGUGGCUUGUCCGGCUUAUCUUCGAGGCUUCUGCAAAGAUGGCCCAAAUUGCAAGUUUGGUCACGCCAAGUUUGAGAUUCCCAGGUUAGACGAAGAAGAUGCAGAUCCCUAUGGUUUUGGAAGACCUAGAGGAAAGGGACCUGUUCCUUUUUUCAACUUAGACUCACAAAAGUGGUCGACUGGAUGCAAGAAGAAUACACCAAUCAGAAGAAGAGGACAACAAAAAGGCUAGACCUUCUGGUCAAAUUAUUUGUCACUUGUGCGGUACUCCAGGACAUAU